This is a messenger RNA of Saccoglossus kowalevskii, 3174 nucleotides long. Its product is annotated as nucleolar protein 6. The record is from RefSeq and is a predicted model, not a curated record. NCBI's taxonomy places the organism in Eukaryota, Metazoa, Hemichordata, Enteropneusta, Harrimaniidae. Gene Ontology annotation, biological process: rRNA processing; tRNA export from nucleus. Gene Ontology annotation, cellular component: CURI complex; UTP-C complex; small-subunit processome.
AGUAAUAUGAAAAGGCCCGUACAAGAAGACAAUAGGGCUUCAUCAGAAACGUCAGAGGAUUCUGAUGAUGGCGACCAGAUCGAAAAAGGUCAUGUGGAGACCGUACCACCGACAAAGCGAUCUAAAUUGUCGAAAGCUGAAUUGUAUAAGCCACCAACAAAUGUAGAACUAACAACACUGAAAGAGACGUCGGCUUUAUACGAAUCAAGUUUAUUUCGUAUGCAAAUAUCAGAACUUAUAGCAGAAGUUACGCCGAAGAGCAAGAAAAACAGUUCCCUGGAGAAAGUGUUGCAUUCUUUGUAUGGAACACUUGAUAAGCUGCCAUCAGGCAAACAAUAUGAUCUUACCGACCAGUCAUGGUUACCAGACGGAAUAGAGGUGCCUAUAAUUCAGGAACCGUGCAAUGGAAAGGGAAUGUUUUUUUUUGAAAAGCCAGCUGCAGUCAAGGUUAUUGGUAGUUACCUUCUUGAGACAUGUACUAAGCCUAACAUGCAUGUAGAUAUUGUUCUACAAAUACCCAAGGUUUGCCUUCAGAGAAAAGAUUAUUUAAAUUUUGUAUACCACAGAAAGAGAGCUCUCUAUCUCGCCUGCAUUGCACAUCAGUUAAAAAAUGUGGAUUAUCUUGAGAAUAUUAAAUAUUCAUACAUGAAUGGAGAUUAUUUUAAACCUAUUCUGAUACUUAAACCAUCAGGAAAAAUCGGCAAAUCCUAUGUCAUAAGAGUGCAUACAUGUCUACCGGAAUCAUUUUGUAAACUCAGUAUUUGCCACCCAGAUAGGAACAAUGUGAGAGUCGAUUGGUUUACAGGAAGGCAAGGAGAGCCAAAUACACCAACACCUCAUUACAACAACUCAAUAGCUAUAGAUCUAUUUAUGGAGCAGCAUCUUCGUCAUCUUUUCAGUGAGAUGGAAGACUUUACUGGAAUGAGGGAAGGUAUCGUCUUGCUAAAAGUGUGGCUUCAUCAGCGACAACUAAAUAAGGGAGUUGGUGGAUUUACAGGUUUCAUAAUGUCAAUGUUGGUUUCAUAUUUAUUGUCUUUGAAGAGAUUGAAUAAACUAAUGAGCAGUUAUCAAGUUUUGAGAAACACAUUAUAUUUCUUGGCUAAUUCCGAUUGGACAAGAAGAGGUAUUAGUCUAUGCAAACAUGAAGAUGAUGAACCAAUCACAGCUGACUAUCACAAGCACUAUGACGUAAUAUUCAUUGACACAUCUGGAUAUGUUAACUUGUGUGCAGAUGUUUCUAGACUUGCAUAUUUGCAGGUGAAACAUGAAGCUGAACUGUCACUAAAAUACAUGGAAUCCAUUUCUGCUGUUGAUAGCUUCCAAGCACUUUUUAUGACAAAAGUGCCGUUCACUAGAAAGUUUGAUCAUAUAUUUCAUGUCAGUAAGCUGUCCCAUUUGCAGUCCUGCUGCAAGCAAUUUGACGUGGAAGACUCCGUUUCUGAUCAUGGUGGCGACUUUGUAACUGCUGUCCUCCCUUCUAUUGUGGAGAUAUUGGAGAAAGGAACGGGUAAACGAAUUAAGCUCUUUGGUAUGCACCAACCGCCACACAAAGAGUGGUCUGUGAAUGAAAAGCCUCCUCAUUGGAAAGAUUUGACCCAUUUGACCUUUGGCCUCUUACUUGACCCUGAAUACAGCAUGAGAGUACUUGACAUGGGACCCCCGGCAGACUCACAAGAAGCUGCUGAUUUCAGGCAAUUCUGGGGUAAUAAAGCUGAGUUGCGUCGAUUCCAGGAUGCUAGUAUUUGUGAGGCUGUCGUGUGGCCAUGCAUGACAAUGGCAGAUAAAAGACUUGUCUGCAACCAGAUUAUUGUACACCUACUUAAAUUGCAUGCUGGGAUACCCCCAGGUUGCAUCACCUACCUCGGCGGCCAUCUUGAUUCAUUGCUACGACAACCACAAGAUGAAAAGCAUAAACCUGCAAAAAAGUCUCGGAAGGAGCUAUCAGGAACGGGAGAUGAAGAAAAUUUAGCUGUCAUACAUGCUUUUGAUUCAUUGAAUAAAAAACUAAGAGGACUCAAAGACUUGCCGCUGAGUAUAGCAUCUAUACAGGGAACUUCACCUGUAUUCAGAUAUGCCCAGGUUUUCCCGCCCAAUGUUCUACACAAACCUGCCAGUAGAGGGCUACGACUGCAGGGAUAUAUCCAGUGUCCAUUACCCCAUACACCCAGCCAAUGGGUUCCUGUGUUAAAGGUGAUUUGUACCAUGGAGCGCAGUGGUAAGUGGCCAGACGAUCUAUUAGCGAUUCAGCGCAUCAAAGCAGCAUUCCAUAUAAGGUUAUCUCAGAUGCUACACAAAGAAUAUAAAGUCGUCACAGCAGCCACUGAUAAAUUUGUUGAUGCUUUUGUGGAUGGUUUUGUUUUCCGCAUUCAUGUUGCUUAUCCUAGGGAGGUUGUAUUAUUGAAACAAGAAACAACUCCCCAAGGUUUGUUGCAGUUAAGGGACACCACUCAGUCUUUAGAGUUGGAAAAAGAAACCAUAUCUCUUCCUAAAUUGACAUCGGCUUUACAUAGUAUUCAUCAGUCAAAUCCGACCUUCAGUGGUACAGUGAGACUCGCCAAACGCUGGGUGUCAUCGCAUCUAUUAUACUCGUAUUUGAAGGAAGAGGCGAUAGAAUUACUUGUUGCACACCUGUUUCUGAACUCUGCCCCUUUCACAGUACCAGGAUCACCAGUUGUUGGAUUUCUUCGUUUUCUGCAUCUCCUUGCCAACCACGAUUGGAUCAAUAAUCCACUUAUUGUUAAUAUCAGUGACAAUUACAAAGCUGGAGAUCAUGAUGACAUUCUUGAGAAGUUCAAGUGCGACAGAUCCCAGCAUCCUGCUAUGUUUAUCAGCACACCGCUGUAUAAAUUGUCGUCGCCGUGGACAACACCAGACCCCUCAACUCAGGUUUUACAACGUUUGAUCCUCUUGGCAAGGGAGUCACUCCAGUUAUUGGAACAGCAGAUGUCCGACUGUUACGAGCAACAACAGGAUUAUAAGCAAAUUUUCCGACCACCAGUGGGAGUUUAUGAUGUCAUUAUUCAUCUGAAGUCCAAGUAUCUAUCUAAAUGUGAUCACGCAAUUGACUAUGUCAGAGGAAAUGUAAUUGAAAAAUCACAAAAAGGAGAAGAUAACAGAAAAAUACUCCCGGUUGUGAACUUUGACCCUGCAGAGAAAUAUCUACAGGAACUGCAG